This is a messenger RNA of Triticum dicoccoides, 1367 nucleotides long. RefSeq names its product transcription repressor OFP13-like. Lineage: Eukaryota; Viridiplantae; Streptophyta; Magnoliopsida; Poales; Poaceae. The record is from RefSeq and is a predicted model, not a curated record. Gene Ontology annotation, biological process: negative regulation of DNA-templated transcription. Bases 378 to 1181 code for a protein of 267 amino acids. The transcript has a single exon.
UCUUCACAAAUUGCACUCCACCACACCAUCCAUGGCAUCUUCCUUCCUUUCUCCCCUCCUGAAAAAUACAUCAUGAACAACUAGUCUCUCUGCUCACCAGGCAACCUAGCUACUCUAGCUGAUUGCUCUUUUGAUUGCUCCUGUCCUGUACUGAUAUGCUGCUAGCUUCGUUAAUUAUAUGCCAAUAUGUGCUAUGCAACCCUCCUCUGAGCAAAAGCCCACAUACACACACCGCCUUCCUCACUCUCUCUAAUUGAGUAGAGCUGUAGUAGCCCUGCCCACACCCAGUGGGAGGCGGAGCACCAUAGCCACAGCCUCUGCCUCUUGUGCAUCGUCCUGUUUGAUUUCUUCUCCUUGAGAUCAGACUAAAACCAGCCAUGGUGAAGAAGCUUGGCCUCACGUCUCUCAUCUUCAGCAGCAAGCAGGUGGACAGUGCUGCCAGUGCCAGUGGCGCUGCACCUUCCUCCGUGGCCUCGUCUUCCUCCAUGUCUGCCACCUCGUGGCAAUGGCCGUCCUGCAAGCAACCAAGGACCCUCUCCUUCAGGCAGCAGCAGCACCAAGAGCAGCACCAGACGGCGUACAAGACCAUGAACUCCGCCUACUUGCCCGACUCUGGCGCCGACUCGUGCUUCUCCAACUCCUUCGCCUCGCUCGACGACAGCCUCUCCACGGCGUCCGAGGCCGCCUCCGGGCUCGUUGAGGCCAACGAGCGAGAGACGGUCAUCCGCGCCCUGCGCUCCGGCCGCCUCUUCUUCGAGCCCCACGCAACGCCGGCCACCUCCUCCUCCAUACUCGACGAGGCCAAGCUGAAGGUGAAGCACAUCGACACUACCACCGCUACCACCUGCUGCAUCAGCGGGAAGGUGGACAAGACGGCGCCGUUCGAGGGAGCGACAGCGAUGACCAUGGACUCGUCGAACCCGUACCGCGACUUCCGGGCGUCCAUGGAGGAGAUGGUAAUGAGCCAUGGCGUGAAGGACUGGUGCUGGAUGGAGAAGAUGCUGGGGUGGUACCUCAGGGCCAACGGCAAGAGCACCCACGGCCUCAUCGUCGGCGCCUUCGUCGACCUGCUCGUCGCGCUCAGCGACACCGCCUCGCCGUCCUCCCCGACCACCGCCAGCACCAACCGCUCCUCCUCCUCCUUCAGCGGCAGCGACGAGAUCAAGGAGGAAGAAGGAUGAACCGAACUCAACUGGUACAUAUGAUUAUGAUUAGUUGUCGUCCCUUGCUGCCAUGAUUCGCGUCAAGUGCUGUCAAUUCCCAGCCGGAUGCAGUGCAGCUUGAUCAAGCAAGAGAUUAGUUGUAUUGAUUUCAUUUAUCUUUUGCGAAGCUACUGGCUAGCUAUUGUGUGAUUGCCUGUCAGUUAA